AUGCCAGAAACACUUAUCGUUCCUACAGAUGCACAGGUCCUCACAGAGCUGGAGAAUUACAAGGAAUCACUGGACCGCCCGAGUAUUCUGAAAAGGAUGCGUAACGAAAAGAGCUGGUCUCUCUCAGAUACACGUCUCAAACGACUGAUGUCAGAGAAAGACAGCAGUCGAAGCCGUUACAUUCCUCAAGUCCCCUGCAAUGUUGAUUUCCUGGAAGCGGACAGUUCACUGUUAGCGACAUAUUGCAAUGCCCUGACACAGUAUCCUUCCGAGUUUCCAGCUCUUCUAAAUUCCGCAAGCUUGCAAACAUUGCAAGUCUCAGAAACCACAGACCUUCCGCCUCCUGCUCUGCCGAGGGACGCAUUGGGAGCACAGCUCCGAUUCUAUGAAAACCAUAAGCAUCAAUUAUUCAUUUUGUAUGGACGAGGGGAAUAUGACUACGCCGUUGGACACAAUACUCAGAUGGCAAUGUUGCAUUCGAUUGUUCAACUGCGCAUAUUCGAAUUGCUCGAAGGGAAGUCGAGACCUCUGUCCGAGGAGGAUCAGAUAACGAUGAACAGUUGGAGCGGCGUACAAACAUUCUUCGAAUUCUAUGAGGCUGCAGGGAAGAAAGCUGGGCUCCCUGCCAACGAUGUAGGACGCCAGUUCGAAGCCGAGUACGGCGUCAACCCCCUCGUUCGGCGCACACCAGAGCAGAACGAUCCGAUGUGGCGUACAGCCUACGACCGCGCAAAGGAGUCAAUACACAAGAAAUACACCUUACCCGUAUUGAGACAGUUAUCCCAGCACCCGAAAACACGAGGGACGGUGCCCUUAGACAGCAAUGGUGAACCAAUAUACGACCCAAAGGUGUACGGGAGAUUUGCGUUCAUUAUUACAAAACUGUGCUUCAAACUUUGCGCUGGCAUUGGAGAGGCAAAUACACAUAUUGGGAAUAGAAUCAGUGCAGAUAAUCAAGCCGAGGUAUUUCUUGCCUGA
Desarmillaria tabescens is the source of this 978-nucleotide messenger RNA. RefSeq lists its product as uncharacterized. NCBI's taxonomy places the organism in Eukaryota, Fungi, Basidiomycota, Agaricomycetes, Agaricales, Physalacriaceae. The transcript has 4 exons. Bases 1 to 978 code for a protein of 325 amino acids. The record is from RefSeq and is a predicted model, not a curated record.